Molecule: messenger RNA, 561 nt
Organism: Asparagus officinalis (garden asparagus)
Lineage: Eukaryota; Viridiplantae; Streptophyta; Magnoliopsida; Asparagales; Asparagaceae
Exons: 3
Coding region: 1-561 (186 amino acids)
Molecular function (GO): nucleic acid binding
Source: RefSeq, a predicted model, not a curated record
AUGAGGGCUCUCCUAAUACAACAAGGACUGUUCAAAGUCUUAUCCGGAAAGGAUAAGUUGUCGGAAUCUAUGCUCGAUGAUAAGAAAGAAGAGCUGGAGAUGAAGGCGCAUAGUGCCUUACAACUCUGUUUGGCCGAUGAGGUCCGGCGGGAGGUUGCAAAUGAAGAUAUCGCCGCCGGCUUGUGGCUCAAGUUGGAGAGCUUGUACAUAAUAAAAUAUAUAACGAACAAGCUAUACUUGAAGCAACGCCUCUUCACUCUUCGCAUGAAGGAAGGUGGAGUUUUGAGAGUUAGUAAAUGCUCUCUUGUUGUGAUGAAAGGAAAGAAGGUAAAUAUCCUCUAUAUCCUUGAAGGCAGUACAGUGACAAGUGUUGCAGCAGUGUCAUCCUCAGAGGAUUCAGAUUCAGACACUACACGUUUGUGGCAUAUGUUUGGGGUCCCCCCUCAGGUUCCAUCGAAAGACAGAGCUCAUUUUCUGCUAACAUUUAUUGAUGAUUAUUCCAAAAAAGUUUGGGUGUAUCCUUUGAAGCAUAAGAGUGAUGUUUUUGCAACCUUCAAGUAA